CCAUCAACCACCCGAGCCGCGCCAGCCAGCCAGCCACUCCCGACUCUCCCUCCCUCCUCCUCUCAACCCCCAAAGGUGCCCCAAUCAUACCAGAUCAUACAAGAUGAAGCCCGUCGUCUCCGCCCUUAACGCAUGGUCCUGCGUGGUCAUCUCCGUCUUCGCCAUCAUUAUCCUCUCCGUUUUGGGUUCGCUAUACAAGAGCGAACACCCCGGUUUCACUGGCUCCGAAGGCGAACCUGAAGAUGGCGCCGCGGUCGCAGCUUCGAUUUUCACCGCCGUGUUGGUUUAUAUUGCUUUCUUCGUGUUCUGCGCUUUCCAGGCUUACUUGCACAUGAGGGCCCGGAGGGGCGGGGCUAUAUCGUUGAGUUAAAGGGCAUUCUACAUUGCUUUGCGAUUUUGAGGUGGAUUGCUGGCUUUAUCUUGCUGGAGAAGCAGAGAGGAAUAUCGAUGCAGAUGCGGAUGGAUCAUCGAGAGAUGUACCAUAUAUUCUAUCCCAGGAGAGGGCAUACUUUCCCUGGAUGUAAGAGAAAGAGAAAGGAAAGGAAAGGAAUGACGAUAUUGUCUGCGUGUGCUGUGCUACGUAUGACAAUCUGAUCGUGGGAGGCUCACUCCAUCCUCGCUUGCUUAUCGUAAAGCCGGAGUGGUAUUGGAUUGAUUAUUGAUAACUUCUUCAGUUGCGAUGUGAUGUGAUGGAUGUUUGGAUUGAUUAACCUUUUCUCUGCGCGGUUUUUUUUUCUGGUGUAUUUUGCGGGUUGUAUAUGUAUAUAGUCUUUGUUCGAAUAGAACUUGUGUGUCCGCAG
This is a messenger RNA of Aspergillus neoniger CBS 115656, 800 nucleotides long. RefSeq lists its product as uncharacterized. Lineage: Eukaryota; Fungi; Ascomycota; Eurotiomycetes; Eurotiales; Aspergillaceae. The record is from RefSeq and is a predicted model, not a curated record. The transcript has 4 exons. The coding region runs from base 104 to 370 and encodes 88 amino acids.